Messenger RNA from Cannabis sativa, 4168 nucleotides. Its product is annotated as probable galacturonosyltransferase 12. NCBI's taxonomy places the organism in Eukaryota, Viridiplantae, Streptophyta, Magnoliopsida, Rosales, Cannabaceae. Gene Ontology annotation, molecular function: polygalacturonate 4-alpha-galacturonosyltransferase activity. The coding region runs from base 305 to 1909 and encodes 534 amino acids. The transcript is spliced from 6 exons. The record is from RefSeq and is a predicted model, not a curated record.
GCCCAAAUGCUAAGCAAGGUUAGGUAAGAGAUAGCUACUUUAAACAACAUCAAAACCAUUUCUUUUUUUACAGCAUUUCUAUUCAUAGGUUCUUGCAGUAGUUGAACUCAGUCCUUCUAUUGGGAUUGAUUUUUGCCAUUGUCCAUUGCUAAAUGAAAUAACACCCUCUCACAAAAUUAACAAAAGAGAAGAAACGUACGUGAGAGAGAGAGAAAGAGAGAGAGAGACAAAAGUAGUACUAGUCUUUUCUUCUUUUGGGGUGUUGUGAUUGUGUUGUAAAGAAGAGGAAUAGGAUAAAAUAAAAAUGCAGCUUCAUAUCUCACCAAGUUUGAGACAUGUGACAGUGUUUCCAGGCAAAGGGGUAAGAGAGUUCAUCAAAGUGAAAGUGGGCUCGAGAAGGCUUUCCUACCGAAUGCUAUUCUACUCUCUCUUGUUCUUCACAUUUCUUCUUCGUUUUAUCUUUGUUAUGACAGCAGUUGACUCCAUUGAUGGAGAAACCAAGUGUUCAACUAUUGGUUGCUUGGGGAAAAAGAUAGGACCAAAAAUUUUGGGAAGAAGGAUUGACUCAUAUAAUGUCCCUGAAGUGAUAUAUCAAGUACUAGAAGAACCCAUCAGUAAGGAUGAAUUACAAGGAAGAAAUGAUAUUCCCCAAACUCUAGAUGAGUUCAUGGCUGAGAUCAAGAAUAGCAACUUAGAUGCGAGGACUUUUGCUAUCAAGCUUAGAGAAAUGGUUACCCUUCUUGAACAAAGGACUAGAACAGCCAAAAUUCAAGAAUACUUGUACCGCCACGUGGCAUCAAGCAGCAUACCAAAACAGCUUCAUUGCCUAGCCUUGAGGCUAGCCAAUGAGCACAGCAACAAUGCAGCUGCUCGCCUCCAACUGCCUUCGGCUGAACUCGUCCCUGCCCUCGUCGACAAUUCCUACUUCCACUUUGUCCUUGCCUCAGACAAUGUCCUAGCCGCCUCUGUUGUUGCCACAUCACUUGUCAAAAACUCAUUGAGGCCCCACAAGGUUGUCCUCCACAUCAUCACUGAUAGGAAGACUUACUAUCCAAUGCAGGCAUGGUUUUCUUUGCACCCUUUGUCACCUGCUAUAAUUGAAGUGAAAGCAUUACACCACUUUGAUUGGUUCACCAAGGGGAAAGUGCCAGUUUUGGAAGCAAUGGAGAAGGAUCAAAAAGUCAGGUCCCAGUUCAGAGGAGGGUCAUCAGCCAUUGUGGCAAAUGCUACCGAAAAGCCUAGGGUUAUUGCAGCCAAAUUGCAAGCUCUUAGUCCCAAGUAUAACUCAGUUAUGAACCACAUAAGAAUACACCUCCCAGAGUUGUUUCCUAGCCUCAAUAAGAUAGUCUUCUUGGACGAUGAUAUAGUGGUUCAAACUGAUCUUUCACCUCUGUGGGAGAUUGAUAUGAAUGGAAAGGUGAAUGGAGCUGUGGAGACAUGUAGAGGAGAAGAUAAGUUUGUGAUGUCAAAGAAAUUAAAGAGCUACUUAAACUUCUCCCAUCCUUUGAUAUCAAAUAAUUUCGACCCUAAUGAAUGUGCAUGGGCUUAUGGCAUGAACAUUUUUGAUCUUGAGGCCUGGAGAAAAACCAACAUAAGUGCCACAUACCACCAUUGGGUUGAACAGAACUUGAAAUCAGACCUGAGCUUGUGGCAGCUAGGUACAUUACCCCCUGGCCUAAUAGCAUUCCACGGUCAUGUUCAAGUAAUUGAUCCAUUUUGGCACAUGUUGGGGCUUGGAUAUCAAGAGAACACAACUUAUGUUGAUGCUGAAAGUGCUGGUGUCAUUCAUUUCAAUGGCAGAGCAAAGCCUUGGCUAGACAUUGCCUUUCCAGAACUCCGGCCGUUGUGGUCAAAAUACAUCAAUUUCUCUGAUAAAUUCAUCAAAGGCUGUCAUAUUAGAGCAUCCUAGACUUUGCAUUUUUGAGAGGAAUAUCUUGAUCUUACUGAUUAUAAAGAAUCGUAUUCGUUGUAUAUGAGAAAGAAAAGAGAAGAUGACACAGUCUUCCCCAAUUCAAGGUCUUCAAUGCUCAAUGCAAGAUUAAGAUAAAAGAGAGCCGUGUGAGCACCCACGGCUCCACUUUUUCCAGCUCUCUUUGCUCAGUUGGAAUUCUCUCAUUUAGCUCACUUUUUUUAGUUCUUGUAAUAUUUUUGUGUUGUUAAAAGGUUUCAAAAACAAAUAAAAGUAAUAAUACUUUGUUAAUACUCUGCAUUCAUGAUGCAGAAAUCACAUCCAAGCUUGUUAAUAUUUUCAUUAGAGAAAGCAUGUUACAUUUCCAUUGAAAAAACUUAGACAGAGAUUUAAAAAUUGGGCUGUAUUUGGCACAAAGAAUGGCUUUGUGAAAAAGAUACAUUUUGGCUUGUGAAAAAGAUAACAAGGACCUCUCAAAUGACAUCUCCAAGACAGCUUAGUCUUACCAUUUCAUUUUUGUUUUAAGGAAAAGAUAUAAAAUACUGAAGUUCGUAACAAGUACCACAAUUAUAUUUUGGAAUAACUCAUUCGAUAUUCCAUGUUUUAACAAAAUACAAAUUACAGAUACUAUUUUAUACUGAUUUUCAAAUUACACAUACCUGAUGAUUAUUAUUUUACUCCAUAUUUUUACGAAAUACAAAUUUCAGCUACUAUUUUGUAUUCACAUACAUGAUAAAAUCUGUUCAGAGGACCGGUUACUGGUACAAGAAUCACUCCAAUCUAAUUACAGAGACUAUUUUAUAAUAUUUCAAAUUACACAUACCUUAUUUAUUGAAAAAGAUAACAGAUUCAUGAUGGUUUUUUUGUUUUUUUGUUUUUUGGAAAAAGGAUGCCAUAAAGAUAUAUUUCCAUAAAGUAAAUUCCCUAAAUUUUCUUUUAAUGUGCAACAAAUAUUGAUAUUUAAGUCUUAUCAAAAAAGAAAAAAUAUUGAUAUUUAUUUCAUGUCACUGAUCCUCAUCAAAAGGUAUUGUUAUUUUCCUUCAGUUCACUCUUUCGAGUCGAUCUCAUCAUUUAUGAUUAAAUAAUAUAUUAACCGUAGGCUAUAUUUGCAAUCUCACCACAAUAUCAGUUAAAGGUAAACAAUUGAAACUCCAAAAGCGAGGAAUGAAACCAAAACUUGAAAAUCUAUUUACUAAUAAUUACACACACUUACUUCUUUCCAGUGACAUUAGACACCAAAUCUUUCAAGAACUUCACAGACUUGGUCACCGGUGAGUUGACGGCCAUCAAAUUAUACAAAACAUUCUCAACUUCACCAAUUGAUGGCCGAGCUUUGAACUUGGAGAUGACCCUCAACUCUCCUUCUUCUUCUUCAACAAGCACAGACCACUUCUCACCACUCACAACUCCAUUUCUUACGCACUUGAAAAUCACUCCUCUUCUUUUGCUCAAAAUUCCUUUCACCUCCAAACCCAUGAAAGAAUACACCACUUCAAAAGACCCCACAAAGCUACUCAGCUCCCCAAACUCACUCUCCUCCUCAAAAGCCCAUCUGGGGUUGAAUACCACCACGGGCCUCGGGUAAAAAUCAUCCGAAACACUCUUCACAUUCCCCAAAUCUUUUACCUCCGGAGCUAGAAACACUGCCACGUCUGCAGAGCUCAAACCACCGGUAGUGAGGGAAGAAAAGUCAACGUGGUCAACUGGGCAUGAAGGGUAAGACUCGAACACUCUCAAAGCAGCUUCUUUGUAGGAAUCAUUAGGCCAAAUGAUUAAGAUGUUCACUGGGGAGCCUUUUCUUUUGAAUGGUAGUUCUCCAAACACCUCGAAAGAUAAUCGGGAGAGAGAUUCCGGGGAGUCAUCAAUGACCGGAAUCUCGACCCGGAAUCUGGGUUGCUUCACUCUCUUGAGCUUGUUGGUGAGCUUGGUGUUAUUGAGGGGUUUUUCUAGUGUGCUUGAGAGGCAUGUCUUGGCUUGGAGAAUGGCCGAUUCUUUUGAGGUAGGUGGGCUUGAAGAAGGUAAGGAGCUUCUGAUCGGGACCUUGAUCCACGGCGAAGAGUUUUUGUGGUUAUGAAAUACGCUUGUAGUAGAGGAGGAGAGGUGGCAGUGAUGAUGAACACGAAAUGAAGAUAGAGAAGAGAAUGCAUUUGCGAGUUGGGAUUCGAAUUUUGUGUUUGGAGUUGGAGUAGUGUGCAAUUGAAUUUUGAGAAGAUUGGACGCCAUUGUAGUUGGUUAUAGGUGUAUCAAUGGAUGACCAGU